Messenger RNA from Knipowitschia caucasica, 321 nucleotides. The record is from the annotation of a GenBank genome assembly. NCBI's taxonomy places the organism in Eukaryota, Metazoa, Chordata, Actinopteri, Gobiiformes, Gobiidae.
AUGUGGCUCCAGAUCCAGCCUGCAGCUACUGGGGCAGAGGGAGGGGGGAGGAAGGGAGGAGGUGGGAGGAGGGGUGGGUACAUCCUGGGUGUGCCCCCGGCUGCACCCUGCUCUUCAGGAGGCGUAGGGGAGGAGGAGGGCCCCCUGCUGCUCCUCAAGCUGGGUGACGGCCGACAGGUGGGCCGCCUCGGCUUCGGGGACGGGGUUCAACAGGUAACCCCCCCCUCCCUCCCGCUCCCUCCCCCAUCAAACCACACCCCUUCCCUCUGCUCUCCCCACCCCCCCACCAUCCCAGUGCAGCAUCAAGACUACGGCGAAUAG